UUGCGGCUGAAGGUCACCGGUUCGCGUCGAAAUUCUCACCCGGCCGGGCGAUCACGCUCGAGCAGCGCUCGGCUUCGACUUCCACGAGCGCUGCCACGCGCUCCGUUUCUUGCCGGCUGACUUCGCUCGGCAUUCGCGGAGGAGAGUGGUAAUCAGCUGGUGCCGAGCGCGCGUUGCAGCCGUGAAUUAGCGUGGCAACCGAGCUGGCGCGAGAGCACCAGCACCUACAUUGCCGUCGGUGCACAGAUCGCGAGGAGAAGGCGCGACCGGAAGUAUUCCAUUCGACGGGACGCAUGCGGCAGUGUCUGAGCGAUUUGAAGGAGCGAGACAGGUGAAGCUUUCGACGAGGGAAGACGACGAGAAGAGGAAGAGCGCGAGAAGAGAGUCGACGUGGAGGAGACACACGUGAGGAGCGACUAGGAAGGAAAGAGAGGAAAGGAGAGGUGUCUCUCGGCGGCCGCACGCGACCUUUGGCUCUCGGUCUACGCAAACGGAGGAUAUACCCCUCUAAGGACAACGUGAUUGAUAUCGCGGAGGGAUUCGCUAUAGCGCGCGCGAAUCAGGAAGCCGCCGCGGCAGCUCCGCGGAAACGACGAGCAAGUGCAGCAGCAGUGUCGCCGACCGGAAGUUUCAGCGCCGCUCGAAAGGGGAAAGGGUCAAAGGGCAUCGAGUCAUCCACGAGGACCUUACUACGACGACGACGACGACGACGGUGACGACUCUCCGUUCACGGCCGCGUUUCUUUCUUUCUUCGUCCCGCUCGCCCGUUCGUCUUCGCUCGGUCGUCGUCAUUUUGUCGCGCCGGAAGCGUGCACUUGCUGCAGCGCUCGCGUCCGCUUCAGGGUCGUAACUUUUGAUCCGUCUCGCGCGUGAAGGAAGAGCUUCUCUUUCUCUCGUCUAGUCUCGCUCUCUCGCUGUCGCGAGAGCGUGGUUGAGUCUCCGCAUCAGCGAGAGCAGUCCUCGCUCCUGUCUUGACCUUCCUCCCGUUUGAUCACUCUCUUUCUUGGCCCUCCUCCUCCUCCUCCUCCUCCUUCUCUUCCGCCUCGUCCUCUCUUCCUAGCUCCCCUCCGCUUUCCGUCCGUCUUCUUCUUCUUCGUCGUCUCCCUUUUGCUCCCGCUUUCGUUUGUCAGGGGCGUCGUCUCUUCUCGUCGUAGUCUUCGUCUUCGUUGCAGCGGACAUGGGCGGAUGUACUUCGAAGGAUACCACGUCGGGCGACGAUAAAAAGAGCAACAAUAUGGUGGACGCAGCUGUUUUGGACAAACUGGAGUCUGGCUUCGCCAAGCUGGCUGAAUCCGACAGCAAGUCGCUGUUGAAGAAACAUCUGACGAAGGAGAUAUUUGAUCAGCUGAAGACACGCAAGACGUCGUUCGGCUCCACGUUGCUUGACGUGAUCCAGUCCGGCCUGGAGAACCACGACUCCGGCGUGGGCAUUUACGCACCCGACGCCGAGGCUUACACAAUCUUUGCUGAACUUUUCGACCCGAUUAUCGAUGACUACCACGGCGGCUUUAAAAAAACCGACAAGCAUCCGCCCAAGGACUUCGGCGACGUUGACUCCUUCGGCAACCUUGAUCCUACUGGCGAAUAUAUCGUCUCGACUCGAGUAAGAUGCGGCCGCUCUUUAGACGGAUAUCCGUUCAACCCAUGUCUGACCGAGGCGCAGUACAAGGAGAUGGAAGAGAAGGUAUCCAGCACGCUGUCCGGCUUGGGCGGCGAGCUGAAGGGUACCUUUUACCCACUCACCGGCAUGAGCAAGGAAGUACAGCAAAAGCUGAUUGACGACCACUUCCUCUUCAAGGAGGGUGAUCGUUUCCUGCAGACUGCCAAUGCCUGCCGCUUCUGGCCAACCGGGCGCGGAAUUUUCCACAACGACGACAAGACCUUCUUGGUGUGGUGCAACGAAGAGGAUCAUCUCCGUAUCAUCUCCAUGCAGAUGGGCGGUGAUCUCGGUCAGGUAUACCGUCGUCUGGUGACUGCCGUGAACGAGAUAGAGAAACGGCUGCCAUUUUCCCACAACGAUCGCUUCGGCUUCCUCACGUUCUGCCCGACGAAUUUGGGCACGACAGUCCGUGCAUCCGUGCACAUCAAAGUGCCGAAGCUCGCUGCCAACAAGGCCAAGCUCGAAGAGGUCGCGGCCAAGUACAAUCUCCAGGUGCGCGGCACUCGCGGUGAGCACACUGAGGCCGAGGGCGGAAUCUACGACAUCUCCAACAAGCGGCGCCUCGGUCUCACCGAGUACCAGGCUGUGAAAGAGAUGAACGACGGUAUCGCUGAGCUCAUCAAGCUCGAGGCCAGCCUCUAAGCAACACCAUGUCGCCCGUCCCCAAUCCACUACCUCCCUUGAAAAUCCCCUCUGCUCCCUCCUUCGUCCCCGACAUGUAUUAUUAUUCGUUUCCUAAAAACAGAAAAAAAGCAUUAGCCUCGUCGUCUCGGACGUCACAUGUCUGUCUAUUUGUGUGUGUGUGAGAGAGAGAGAGAGAGUGUGUGUGACGUCAUGUUCGAAACAUACGCCCUCCCUAGAACCGCGCGCGAAAAUAACUGAAGACUGUUCGGGUCUUUCAGGCGUGAGAGAAAGGAGAGAAAGUAGUUUGUUAUUAUCGCACUGUAUCUUUGAAUAAUUUUUUUUAUCAGUUUCGUUCUGUUCGUUUUUUUACUAUUCUUUUUCUUCGUUUUUUGUUUCCCUUCCCCUUCUCUUUUUCCCUCGGUAAUUCUUACGAACACGUUUCCAGGGGUAAAAAUGUGUUCCUUCGCUCUCGUUUCGUUUUCUCUUUUCUUUCCCUUCUUACGUCUUAUGUCGUUAUGCGUUUACCCACGUUAGUUAGUCGGAAAGAAUAGUCGUACGUUCAACAUGUGUAGUGCUCUAACACUUUAGUCCUCACGAAAUUCGUCGCGCUUGUCUAUUAGAUGAGAGAUUAUAAAGAGAGAGAGAGAGAGAGAGAGAGAGAGAGAGAGAGAGAGAGAGAGAGAGAGAGAGAGAGAACACGGAGGACUAACAAAGUCGUUACUCGAACGGUUCAUUUGCGACGAUGACGAUUACUACCACAACUACCAGGUCUAUUACGAUGACGAUAACAACGACGAAAGAAAUGAAGAAGAAGAACAGAAGAAGACGGUCGUUGAUCGAGAGGAUUGCGAGGCAGAGCAGGCGGAUUCGUAGCUUGCGAUCUUUUUACGGAACCGAGCGGGGGUCGAGAGCGCGGUUUUUCGGCGCUCGACGGCGGUUUUCUAGUCCGGUGAGAACGGUGUGUGGAGAGCAACGAUUCAGCAUUUUUUCAUUCUCUUUUUUACUGUGUGACGAGAGGCCAUGAGAGAGGAACAUCUGCGACGGAUAUAAUACGACGCGCACUACUACUACUACUAUUACACACGCAGAAAAAAACGUUCAAGGCAGAGUUUAAAAGCUACUGCGACGAUAUAUUAGAGACAGCAUGUACCACAGCCGGUUCGACAAACCAAAUGUACGAGAAAAUACAAGUAUCGAGACACGAAUAAAAAGACAUACACACAUUAUGUA
Messenger RNA from Harpegnathos saltator (Jerdon's jumping ant), 3514 nucleotides. RefSeq names its product Arginine kinase 1 (gene Argk1). The coding region runs from base 1178 to 2302 and encodes 374 amino acids. Lineage: Eukaryota; Metazoa; Arthropoda; Insecta; Hymenoptera; Formicidae. The transcript has 4 exons. The record is from RefSeq and is a predicted model, not a curated record. Gene Ontology annotation, molecular function: creatine kinase activity. Gene Ontology annotation, biological process: phosphocreatine biosynthetic process.